CCAUAAUGCACUGCACGACGUGUCCACGUCUAGCGAGACGUCCCCACCAAGUGCGAUUUUCUCUUCGGGGAACGCGGAGACUGAAGACGAGGAUCUAUUUGCCGAUGCCUUCUUUGAGACGGAAUCCGGAUGGAAUGUUCUGGAUGAUAUUGAGCCAAUCGAAGAUAACACAAGUACCAAGUUCGCCACUGGAACCAGACCCCCUUUUCUUAGGCGAACCCCCACUACUUUCUCUACUUUCUCUAAGUUCUCCACCAUCUCCGGCUUUUCGACCUUUUCAAAUGGCUCGGUUCUAUCGACUCGGAGCACUGGGCAGACAUUUCUGCUGAGGGAUCUUUGCGAGAAAGUGAUUGAAAAGCACCUAUUGCUUCAAAUGGCCAGGAUCGUUGGCGCAUCCUGCUAUUCCCACUCUCGGAAUCUCAUCCUACAUCGCUUUCUUAUCUUGCAAUUAUGCCGUCCGGGGAGAAAGGAUAUAUGGCUUCGGAUUGAACGGAGGGCUGGACUGGGUUUUCUCUCACUUGUGCGGAAACUCGGCACAACCCCUGCCCAUGAUACGGCCCAGCUGUCGGCAUCUAAGGAAGCCCUCGCUGGAAGGGCACGCCAAGAAAACACGCAGGAAUUCAAAAGACCGCCCUUUCUCGCUGAUUUCGGCGAAUAUCUUCGCGUCAUCUCUGAAGAACUGCUGGAGUAUAAAAUCUGGCCGGAGAACUGUUGGAUGUUCUGUUCCCUAUUGCAAGAGCAUCUUGGAGGAUCAGGAGACGGGUAUUAUACAUUCGGACGCGCAGUUACUCCCAACACCGCGCCAUUUAUCCGAGGGAAAAUAUCGGAGCGAGCAGCGGCCCAAGUGACCCCCAAUACAAUCAUGACAGCGUUGCAUAGUCCGGCCUGGGCCAUAGACCGUUCGUGGCAACCCUUGAGCAGCGCGAAGCCAAAGGGGUGGCUUGCUGAUUCGAUCGUCAUAUAUCUUGCCAAAAUUGUGCGCCCGGCACAAUGGUUAGAUAUUCGCCAUCACACGCAAGACAUCCUGAAGCGGAUCACCGACUCUUCACUUGUUGCUCCCUUUUACUUUGAAAAGAGUGAUGUGUACUGUCGCAUUGCCAUGUUCUGUAUUGACACCCUUGGCUGUUUGCCAGUGGAAAAUGUUCUCCGACUUCCCAACCCUUUAAUCCUCAACUCCGACAUCCCAAAUCUUGCUUCUCAGAUCCGGUCAAAGAUCUCCGAGGAUGUCCAAUAUGCUGCAUUAUAUGGCUUUUUGCCCGUUGCAGAAAUUGAAAACCCUUCAGCUGAGCUGUUGAGCAAAUUAGAAACGUUCUUUACAGAAUCAGCGAUCAAAUGGUUGGAGGUGUUGAGCCUGCUGGGAGCGGCGAGCAAUGCCAGGAUCACGUUGGAGACGUUGACCAUGUGGUGUGAGGUAUAUGAUUUGUCUUCGACUCCCCAAUUUCCAGGAGAUAUAUAAUGUUCACAGAGUCAGAACCACCGCCAGUUAGGAGGUCAGAACCCGGCAAGAUCUUUGCUCCAACCUCUAUUGCAAUGCCGUCGUUUUGCCUACCAGUACUAUGGAGUGAUUUCGGUUUCUGCUGGACAUAUCGCACAUUCAGCUCCAUCUCAUUCGCCCGAUGCGGGUUGGCGAGGGUGGCACCAUGGAUCAUCCCAUGAACAUCUCCCAACAGUGCAAUGGCAAAACUCAGGAUGGGAUGGGUGCCUCAACACCGUUCGAGGGCACGUUGGCUCGGUCCGCUCGGUCUCAUUCUCACCUGAUGGGUCCAAGGUAGCAUCGGGAUCCAAUGACAACACAGGACGAAUCUGGGAUGCAGCGACUGGGGAAGAACUCAAG
Molecule: messenger RNA, 1834 nt
Organism: Cantharellus anzutake
Lineage: Eukaryota; Fungi; Basidiomycota; Agaricomycetes; Cantharellales; Hydnaceae
Exons: 6
Coding region: 374-1456 (360 amino acids)
Source: RefSeq, a predicted model, not a curated record